AUGUCUCAGGAAGGAGCCGCCAAGCUGCGCCUGAAGCCCAGGAAGCCGCCGCCAGCCUGCGGCCGGGAGCCCAGCCCUGGCCGGGAGUCCCCCCGGCGGCGCCAGACAGCAGCUGACAGAUGUUCCUGGUUUGAGAAAGACGACUUAAAUGAGUGUGAAAAAACAUGGAUUUUGUUACUGAAAAACAUCAGUCAAGAUUUACAAUGCACAAAUUGGCGAACAGUGCCCAGUUUUCCAGAGUUCUUUGGAAAGAGUUCUGAGGAAGAGAGUCUACGAAAACAAGAAGUCUUUACAAUUGGAACGAAAGACUUUCAGUGGGUAUCAUUCCCAUCUUUUUGCAAAGAAAAACAUCUAAACCCAAAGGAUCUUAGCUUCCAUCAGCUAACACAGAGCCAAGCAGAUAAACUGAGAAGUUUACCUUCUACAGCUGAGAAAACAUGCUGUGCAACUAUUACAGAUCAAGCCAAAAAUAUGGUUGGGGAAGACACAAAAGGUAUUUCAAAACUGGAUGCAAGUCCUAAAUCACGUACACUCACUCAACACACAAGUUCUACACACCACUUGACAUUGUCGCAAAGCUCUCCAAAAGCUUUUAGCUUUCAACAGCGCUGCAGAGGGACCGUACAGAACAGCAGGGAAAACAGAAAAGAAAAUGAUAGGAAAGAGCUUCAAAUGCAAACACAUCAAGGGAAUAUUUCAUUUGGUGAGGCCAGAUAUGUGCCUGCAGAAAACAAACCUCCUCGCGCGAGCGUACCUGGAACUGAAAGCUGCAAGGAGAAGACCGAAAAUCAGAGUGAAGGAUCUUCAACUCUUGACAGUUGUCCAAUGUGUCUGAUUCAUUUUAGUGGAACACUGUCACAAUUGGAUAUUGAUGGCCAUCUUGCUAGAUGCCUGUCUGAAAGUGCAGAUGAUAUAAUGUGGUAAAUCCAGAAGAAUGAAGAGCAAAGGAACGAGGCCAAGGAUGAACCUUUCUCAAAGGAAAAGGAAAAAUGUGUCAAGGAAGCACGUCCUUGUCUCAAACUAGCUUAACUCUAUGAAGUCAAGUGCCACCUACCUGUUUGGGGGCUUUUAUUUUAAAUCCUCUCAAAUGCAUGUAAAAUAGUUCUAGUUCUGAAAAUGGUGCUAUAGGAUGUCCCAGAGUCCCCCAUGGAAGGCAGUCUUGGCACUCUUGGAAUCUGGGUACUUCUGAAAAAAAUGUACUAUUGUAAAUCACUGAAGAACCCGUUUUGUCUGAUGCACCAUAGUUGUUCUGAAUCUCUAAGUGUAAAAGAAAGCAGCUGAACAAAAGAGAACUAUUAUUUAAUCUAAUCCAGAAGUUUAUCGACCUCUUUUUUUCCUCUAAACAGGUAAUCUG
This is a messenger RNA of Gavia stellata (red-throated loon), 1354 nucleotides long. RefSeq names its product FA core complex associated protein 20 (gene FAAP20). The transcript is spliced from 4 exons. The coding region runs from base 1 to 924 and encodes 307 amino acids. Lineage: Eukaryota; Metazoa; Chordata; Aves; Gaviiformes; Gaviidae. The record is from RefSeq and is a predicted model, not a curated record. Gene Ontology annotation, molecular function: ubiquitin binding.